This is a messenger RNA of Oryzias melastigma (Indian medaka), 12632 nucleotides long. RefSeq names its product ankyrin 2b, neuronal (gene ank2b). Gene Ontology annotation, molecular function: protein binding. Gene Ontology annotation, cellular component: T-tubule. The coding region runs from base 1892 to 12283 and encodes 3463 amino acids. The transcript has 51 exons. Gene Ontology annotation, biological process: signal transduction; protein localization to T-tubule; regulation of cardiac muscle contraction. NCBI's taxonomy places the organism in Eukaryota, Metazoa, Chordata, Actinopteri, Beloniformes, Adrianichthyidae. The record is from RefSeq and is a predicted model, not a curated record.
UCUAAGUUUUUGUUUUUUUCUACUGAUGAUGAAUUUAAAAAUACUGCAUUUGGAUCCAAAGUGUUUGAUAGUUUUGUUUGGGAAUAAUCUUUUAAAAUGUAAGGGUUUGUUAUUCAUUCAGACAACUUGUUCAUGCAAACCGAGCAAUAAAGUGGCAUUUUGGUCUUUUUCUUUUGUCCAGGAAUGGGGGGUUUACAGUUAUAUCCCUUUAGCUUUACACAGCAAACUUUACUUUUCAUUUGGCUUUGCAGCUCCUGCAGGUGGGGUAGGCUACUACAAGGGUUGGAGUUCUGAGUUCUGAGGAGUAAUUGUAAGAGUAAAGCUUUUCUUUAAUCAGACUUCAGCAACAUUUUUCCCCUCAGCCUAUUGAUCUAUGUCUCUGUGACCAAUAGUGAAUUUCUGGAGGAGAUCAGUGACCACAUGCAUCCUGCUUUAGUAAUCCUAUACACAAUAGGUUAAUCCCAAAUUGGUUAGUUGAUGGUUUAGCCUUCAAACACAAGAAACAUGAAUAUUGCUUUCUUUACCCAUAUUUUGAGACCUAGAAACAGUAGAAUUCUCAGCUCCAUGUCUGUCUAAACCCUACUCCAUGAAGCAUCAGGGUGGUUUUUAUCCAGAAAUGAAGCGGCACAGACAGAUUCAUCACAAAUGUCAGAAAACUGAAAUAAUUCUAGUAUAUUAGAUUAGCAGAUUACUAUGUCUCUCUCUCUCUCACUUUUUUUUUUUUUACAAGUUGUUAAUUCUUAAGUAUAAGAACUCCAAAAGUAAUUGGGAUUUUGGUUUCAUUUGUGUCUGCUUAAUUAAGUGCAGGAUUAGCCGUAUGGCAACAAAAAUACAGCAAGCAUUUUCAGUCAUUAUUCAAUAUGUAGACCAUCAGUUUUGUAUCAGACCACAAGGUGGCACUGCAUCAUGGAAAAACAAAAGGGGUGAGGCCAUGGACAGCUAAAAACACUGCAGAGGAAGCCUUAUGUGUGUAAAUCAUGAGUCUUUACGCAUGAUUAGUUAUUGCAGAAUAACAAUGUUGUUGAGUGGGCUCACGGGUGCACCUUUAUGCACCGACAUUUGUCUGGCUGGUUUUCAUUUUCAAAGCUUUUCAGUGUGAUGUAUCGAUUAGGGAGAUGCUGGGAUGUAUCUUAAAAAAAGAAUUUGAAGUCUUGCAAAUAGGAGACAGCCAUACUGGUAUUGGCAGAAACACAAAGAGAGGGACAACCAGGGCUGUCACUUGCUGGCGUAUUUAAACACUAGCAUUCAUGUGCAUCAAAGACAAAAAUAUCUUCCAGGAAAAAAAAAAUAAAUAAAUAACAGGAAACAAACACUGAUAUGUUCCCUCUGUUUCAGUAUUGAUUUUUUUAUAACAAAGAAGAUAGAUGCUGAAAGAGAUACAAACCCUUGAGAUCCCCCUCUGAUUUUAGCACAAAUGGUGCCGUCCUUGCUCUUUUACUAAAGGACACACGCAGAUACUUCCGCUUCCCGCAUCUCCUCCCCCAUACCUCUAACUCCUCCUUCAUGCACUCCCCCACACCUUCGCCUGGAUCAGUGGGGAAGUGGUGUAUUUAGAGAGGCUUGCUGGGUUGUCAUAGCAUCUGCUUAUACCUCUGUAGCGUAACUGUUGGAGGGGUGGAACUCUCCUCUGCCUUUCUCUGUCUUUAUAGGUCGUCUAGUUUACCUCUUAGUGAUGUGUACUAGACCACGACUCCUCCCUUUUCAGCCCUGCUUUAGAUGAAGUUGCUGUGGCUGUGCGUAGCUGCAGGGUUGGAGGACUGAGGAUACCAGUGCUCUUCUUUUCCCACACUUGUCCAUUUGAGACUGUUUGUCCUUGGAGGAAGGAGGCAUCACCUAAGGUGGAGGCUCAAAGCUUCAAUCUUACUUUUGUAAGAGCUGUUCAAGAGCAGCCAUGGCUCACGCUGCAGCUCACAUUAAGAAGGCCAGGUCUGAGAUGGAGCAACCUCCGGACUUGAAGGCUCUGGAGAAAGCCAGAGAAAGGAGGAGGCGUUCCCGAGAAAGGGCCGAGCGCAGGCGGAAGUCAGACAGUAACACCAGUUUCCUGAGAGCGGCAAGAGCAGGGAACCUUGACAAGGUUUUGGAAUACCUUAAAGGGGGCGUGGACAUCAGCACCUGCAAUCAGAAUGGACUUAAUGCACUGCACCUGGCUGCCAAAGAGGGCCACAUAGACCUGGUGCAGGAGCUGCUGGAUAGAGGAGCACCUGUGGAUUCAUCCACAAAGAAAGGAAACACAGCUCUUCACAUCUCCUCCCUGGCUGGUCAGGCUGAGGUUGUUAAGACUCUGGUCAAACGAGGCGCAGACAUCAACGCUCAGUCUCAGAAUGGAUUUACUCCCUUGUACAUGGCAGCUCAGGAGAACCACCUGGAUGUGGUGAGAUACCUGCUUGAGAAUGGAGGCAACCAGAGCACAGCUACAGAGGAUGGGUUUACCCCCUUGGCCAUUGCCCUCCAGCAAGGCCACAAUCAGGUGGUUUCCAUCUUACUGGAGAAUGAUACCAAAGGCAAGGUGCGCCUGCCUGCCUUACACAUUGCUGCCCGGAAGGACGACACCAAAUCAGCCGCCUUGCUUCUCCAGAAUGAUCAUAAUGCUGAUGUCCAGUCCAAGAUGAUGGUCAAUAGGACUACUGAGAAUGGCAAGAGUGGAUUCACCCCCCUGCAUAUUGCUGCCCACUACGGAAACGUAAACGUGGCUACACUUCUCCUUAACCGGGGAGCAGCUGUUGAUUUUACUGCAAGAAAUGGGAUCACUCCCCUGCAUGUGGCUUCAAAGCGCGGAAACACCAACAUGGUUCGCCUACUGCUGGACCGAGGCUCACAGAUCGAUGCUAAAACACGGGAUGGACUGACUCCUCUUCACUGUGCAGCUCGCAGUGGCCAUGAAACAUCUGUGGAGGUCUUGCUGGAGAAAGGAGCACCUUUGCUGGCCAGAACAAAAAACGGGCUGUCACCUCUUCAUAUGGCGGCACAAGGAGACCACGUUGAAUGUGUCAAGCAUCUUUUGCAGCACAAAGCUCCUGUUGAUGAUGUCACAUUGGAUUACUUGACAGCACUGCAUGUGGCAGCUCACUGUGGUCAUUACAGAGUCACCAAACUGCUGCUGGACAAGAGGGCCAAUCCCAACGCCAGGGCACUUAAUGGCUUCACUCCACUGCACAUAGCCUGUAAGAAAAACCGAGUCAAGGUGAUGGAGCUGCUUGUCAAAUAUGGAGCAUCCAUUCAGGCCAUCACAGAGUCUGGUUUGACUCCCAUCCAUGUGGCAGCUUUCAUGGGUCACUUAAACAUCGUCCUGCUGCUUCUGCAGAACGGAGCCUCGCCUGAUGUCAGCAACAUUCGUGGAGAAACGUCAUUACACAUGGCAGCGAGGGCAGGGCAGGUGGAGGUGGUUAGAUGUCUUCUAAGAAAUGGAGCCAUGGUGGAUGCUCGGGCUCGGGAGGACCAGACUCCACUCCACAUUGCAUCCAGAUUGGGAAAGACUGAGAUUGUGCAGCUGCUGUUGCAACAUAUGGCCCAUCCUGAUGCUGCCACAACCAAUGGCUACACACCCCUUCAUAUCUCUGCCAGAGAGGGGCAGCUGGAAACAGCUUCAGUCCUUUUGGAGGCUGGGGCUUCACAUUCAUCGGCCACCAAGAAAGGUUUUACUCCUCUGCAUGUGGUCUCAAAAUAUGGCAGCCUGGAUGUGGCCAAACUUCUGCUGCAACGCCAGGCGCCUCCUGAUUCUGCUGGAAAGAAUGGACUCACUCCCCUCCAUGUUGCAGCUCAUUAUGAUAACCAGAAGGUGGCACUCCUACUUUUGGAUAAAGGGGCAUCACCCCAUACCACAGCCAAGAACGGCUACACCCCUCUGCACAUUGCAGCCAAGAAGAACCAGAUGGACAUUGCAACAGUUUUGCUGCAGUACGGUGCAGAGACCAACACUCUGACAAAGCAAGGAGUCACUCCGGUCCAUCUGGCUUCCCAGGAGGGCCAUGCUGACAUGGCUGCCCUGCUUAUUAGCAAGGGGGCUCAAAUCAAUGUCCCCACCAAGAGCGGCCUUACUGCCCUCCACCUGGCAGCCCAAGAGGACAGAGUCGCCGUUGCUGAAAUCCUUGCCAGAAAUGGGGCUAACCUGGAUCAACAGACCAAAUUGGGCUACACUCCACUGAUUGUAGCGUGUCACUAUGGUAACGCAAAGAUUGUGAAUUUUCUUCUUCAGAAUGGAGCCAGUGUGAAUUCCAAGACAAAGAAUGGUUACACACCACUUCAUCAAGCUGCCCAGCAAGGAAACACACACAUCAUCAAUAUUCUUCUGCAGUAUGGUGCCAAACCAAACGCUGUCACUGUGAAUGGUAAUACCGCUCUGGGUAUUGCUCGGAGGUUAGGCUACAUUUCUGUUGUGGACACACUGAGGGUGGUCACUGAGGAGAUCAUUACCACCACCACGACAGUGACAGAGAAACACAAGCUGAAUGUGCCUGAAACUAUGACGGAGGUCUUGGAUGUGUCUGAUGAAGAGGGUGAUGACACUAUGACGGGCGAUGGAGGGGAGUAUCUGAGGCCAGAGGACCUCCGGGAGCUAGGAGAUGACUCCCUGCCUGGACAGUACUUGGAUGGAAUGAACUACCUUCACUUCAGCCUGGAGGGCGGAUGCACUGACAGUCGAUUGCAAAGUUCAGAGAGGUCCUUCACACCCACCAACCAUGACUACUACUCUCCUAGAAAUGAAGGCAUGCUGGAUGAAAUGCUCAGUCAACAGCUCUCAUCUUUAGCUAGAGAAAAUGAGAGGGACUCCUACAGGCUCAGUUGGUGUGCAGACAAUCUGGACAACAUAGCUUUGUCCUCCAGCCCCGUCCACUCAGGCCGCUGCUCUCCGUGCCAUGGAGACCACAGCAGUUUCCUGGUCAGCUUCAUGGUUGAUGCUCGAGGUGGCGCCAUGCGUGGUUGCCGGCACAAUGGCCUCCGCAUCAUAAUUCCACCAAGACAGUGCAGUGCUCCAACACGGAUCACAUGUCGGCUGGUGAAGAGACACCGUCUGGCCACCAUGCCCCCCAUGGUGGAGGGUGAGGGGCUGGCCAGCAGGCUCAUUGAAGUGGGGCCCUCAGGAGCCCAAUUUCUCGGUAAACUGCACCUUCCCAGUGCCCCCCCACCUCUUAAUGAGGGCGAGAGUUUGGUUAGCAGAAUCCUGCAGCUUGGUCCACCAGGGACAAAAUUUCUUGGUCCUGUGAUAGUGGAGAUUCCCCACUUUGCCUCCCUGCGAGGAAAGGAGCGUGAGCUGGUGAUUCUGAGAAGUGAGACAGGAGAUAGCUGGAAGGAGCAUCACUGCGAACACACCCAAGAGGAGCUUAACCAGAUUCUCAAUGAAAUGGAUGAAGACCUGGACACACCCGAAGAGCUGGAAAGGAAGCGCAUUUGCAGAAUCAUCACCAGGGACUUCCCUCAGUACUUUGCUGUUGUGUCACGCAUUAAACAAGACAGUCAUCUAAUUGGUCCUGAGGGAGGCAUCCUAAGCAGCACGGUUGUGCCCCAGGUGCAGGCUGUUUUCCCAGAGGGGGCACUCACCAAGAGGAUAAGGGUUGGACUACAGGCCCAGCCACUGAGUGUUGAUGUAGUGAGGAAGAUCUUGGGAAACAAGGCCACCUUCAGCCCCAUUGUAACCCUGGAGCCACGCAGGAGAAAGUUCCAUAAGCCAAUCACCAUGACCAUCUCGGUUCCAAGAAGCAACUCUGACCCAGUUCUUAAUGGCUUUGGAGGAUACACACCCACGUUACGACUGCUCUGCAGCAUCACUGGUGGAACCACUCCUGCCCAGUGGGAAGAUAUCACUGGAACCACUCCAUUAACAUUCAUCAAUGAUUGCGUCUCUUUUACUACAAAUGUUUCUGCUCGGUUUUGGCUCAUCGACUGUCGACAAGUCCAAGAAUCUAUCAACUUUUCCACUCAAGUGUACAGGGAGAUCAUCUGUGUUCCUUACAUGGCAAAGUUUGUCAUCUUUGCCAAGUCCCAUGAUCACAUUGAGGCUCGCCUUCGCUGCUUCUGCAUGACUGAUGACAAGAUUGAUAAAACCCUGGAGCAGCAGGAGAACUUCACAGAAGUGGCCCGCAGCCGAGAUGUGGAGGUUCUGGAAGGCAAACCCAUCUAUGCAGAUUGCUUUGGAAACUUAGUUCCUCUCACAAAAAGUGGCCAGCAUCAUCUUUUCAGCUUUUAUGCCUUUAAAGAAAAUAGAUUGGCCCUCUUCAUUAAAAUUCGAGACAACACUCAGGAGCCAUGUGGCCGGCUGUCUUUUAUGAAAGAACCAAGGAAUUACAGGUCACUAACACAAAAUGCCAUUUGCAACCUCAAUAUCACUCUGCCAUCGUACUCUAAGGAGUCUGAUUCAGACCAAGAGCAAGAAGAAGAGACCAGCAGAACCCUGGAGAAAUAUGAAGCGACGGAGACAACAGUCCUGAAAUCUGAGCUAAUUCGACAACCAGAUCUUCUGUCUGACGUGUCAGAGAUGAAACAAGAUUUGAUCAAAAUGACUGCUAUUUUGGCUGCAGACUCGACAGACAAUUCUCGUUCUGUUGGGGGGAGUGGUCUAGAGAAAGGGACUGAGGAUGUUUCUGGAGAACCAUUAGAAAUAAUGGAAAAGGACUUAGAGAAAGUAAAAGAGGACCUAGAGAAAGUCAGUGAAAUACUGAGAAGUGGAACUUAUGAAGACAAGGUGUCAGAGGAGGCAGCUAAAGCAGUCAGUACUGCUGAGGAGUGGGUUCUUCUUUCAAACAGUGAAAUAGAAGAAGCCAAGAAAAUGGCAACCUUGGAGGUUCACGAGCCUGUCUUGCGUGAAAGUAGAGCAAACAGAGGGACACCCAGACCUAAAGCCAUAAAGGACAGCAGUGACCUUAAAGAAUACCUCCUGGAUGCACAAGUAAGCUCAAAAACAAAAGCUAAUAAAAAAGAAAGUGGUGUCCAAGAACGAUUUACUGAUGUUGUUCUACGCAAAAGUACAAAGCCAACCACACCAACUAGAGUUCAUGCCAGAUCAACUAUAGGAGAAGGCAAAAAGUUAAUUAAAAAAAAGGAAAAAGUUCAUGAGGAAGUUGGGGAAUGCAAGGAGGCUAGUACUCUCCUGAGCCUACCUUCUAAUAAACAGCCAUCUCCUGUAUCUCCAGUAAUUGAAGAAACUCCCAUUGGUUCUAUUAAGGACAAAGUUAAAGCCCUAAACCAAAAAGUAGAGGCAGAGCAAAAGAGUAAAAAGGUCACUGGUAAAUCACCUUCACAGUUGCCUGUUACUAAACCUUUUCCAAAGGCCAAAGAAAGCCCCAAAGCAAGGCAUGGUCUUCCAAAACCUCCAAAAGCCGAAUCAGAGAAAGUUGGGGAAACCAUGACAGUUAAAGAAUUGAUGCAAGCAUUCCAAACAGGGCAGGAUCCCUCCAAGAGAAAGGCUGGCUUAUUUGAGGCCAAAACAGUUCCUACAUCAAGACCAGACAAAUCUACAAAAUCUGAAACUGUUCAAUCAAAAUACACAACCAAAGCAACUACCUCACUGAAGGCACAAGAAAAAGAACACAAUCUACGGAACAAAAAGGACAACACGUCAGCUGCAGCUUACUCAGAGCUAACUGAAACUGUAUGCUUUGGAAAUAGUGGCCUUGAUGAUAGCUCUGACAGCCUUAAACAUGAAGGUGUGGGAGACUCACAUAGUGCCAGUUCCGGAGAUGGAACUCCUCACAUGAGCUCUGAGGACAGUUACAAACAUGAGGGUCUGGCUACUCCAGGCUCAAGCCCUGAGAGUCUGUCAGGACAGCAGGCAUCUGCAGCUUCAUUACCAGCUUCCAUUAAAUGGGAAAAACAAAUCAAAGAUGGAGAGAAAUCUAGAGACUGUGGUGAAGGGGCCAUUGGUGAUCUAAUGUCUACAGAACUGACCCUCCCGGUUUCUUCCAGCGAGGCUGCAAAUGACUAUACAACAAGUGAGUUCAUAACUAUUAGGAGUGACUCUAAGCAAUCUACAUCUCAAAGGCCGACAAGGAGGAUUUCUGAGACUGUAGAAACAUUUCUUAGCGAUGAUGAUGAUAACUCUGACCAUCAGUUAGCAUUGUUUUUAGUUGGUUCUCCAACCUCUAGAUCCCCCUCUCAGCCUUGUAAAAACUUUGAACUGCCUUUAAAACAAGAAUCCGACACUAUCAGUCCAAUAGCUGAAGACUCUUUGACAAUAAGCCACAGAGACUCUCUUGAGGGUAGUCCUCUAAUGGAAGAAAAUUCCUCCCAUAAGUCUCCUGACUCUAUUGAGCCUAGCCCAACCAAGGAAUCACCUCCUCGUGACUCUCUCGAAAACAGCCCUGUAGAGCAAAAAAAGCACCUUCCCUUUCUGUCAAUACUUGAUGACCCUAGUGAAUCCUCUAGUCAUCCCGAACUUUCCAAAGCUACAGAAUUACCCCAAGAUGCAUUACGUGGUAGGCACCUUCGAGACCAUGAGGCUAGUGCUGAUGAUGACAGUUGUGAGCAGACAUCUCAGAUGACAAGUUCGGGUAAGAGUCCCUUUUCCCCUGAUACUCCUAGUUCUGAAGAGGUAAGUUAUGAGGUAAACCCCAAGCUCCCUGACCAUGCAUUCCUCUUUGUUUCAUUAAAACCGGCUGUCAUUCCUGAAGACCCAAAAGAAGAGGAUUCAACAAACAACUAUGAAGCACAGAGAAAGUUCACUCCUGAAGAGGAGAUGUUUAAGAUGGCAGCCAAAAUUAAAACAUUCAAUGAAAUGGAACAAGAUGCCAAGAUCAAAAGGAAGGCUAGCAAAGAAUUUUGUCUCGAAACAGAUUUGAAAGUUGGGAAUGACAGCUGUGAAACACUAGAGACCACCAAUAAGAAUCUUUCACAGAUUGAAUGUGGGCUCAGUAAAGCCACAGAAGAUUCAAAAUUAGAUCUUUGUGUUUAUACAGAUAUUAAAGUUCAACCUCCCUCUCCUUUUUCAGCAGGUUUGCAUGAUGGACACAGCAAAGAAGUCAGAAGUACAACAUCAGCCACUGUCACUUCUGAGGGACCUCGCUCUGUCUCAGACCAAUGUCAUUUAAAAUCUAAGCUGCAAUUAACUCAUGAAGGAAAUACUGGAUCAACUGAAAAAUAUAUUUGUGCCAAAGUGGCAUCAGCAAAUUCUGAAAAUCGGACUGAUGAGCAAAAGGAAGAAAGCUUAAGAAAGUCUAAGGAAACCAUAGGAGAUGGUCUAAAGUUUGAGGUUAGCAGAACACAGACUAGUAUGGUAAAAACAGUUGGUAAUGUAACAGAUGAAGUCAAAGAAGAUCUCAUAGGGCAUUUUGGGGCAACAGCAGCUGGGCUAAGUGCACCUGCAGCUACAAGCCAAGCAAAACAAGAGGUCUGCAUCUACACAGAUAGAGUUGAAACUGAAAUGCAGGAUUGUCCUACAACUGAGUCAAAAGGUGUCACUGCAAGUGUAGACUCGUGGCCUGCAAUGCAAGAGAAUGAUACUGCUUUUGCAGCUCGCGUGAGAGAGGAGGAGCAAAAAAUUCUGAACCUGGUGGUUGAUCGCCAGUCUCUUCAAGCAUCUCCUGACACCACGCCGGGUAGAACACCAACAGAGGAGAGCACUCCUACGAGUGAACCCAAUCCUUUUCUUUUCCAAGAAGGAAAACUCUUUGAAAUGACUCGAAGUGGGGCUAUUGACAUGACUAGAAGAAGCUAUGAGGAAGAUGGAGGUGGCUUUGCAUUUUUUCAGAUAGGUGAACAGCCUCUAGACGACUGUGUCUUGGAGGAGGUUAGACAAGAAAACAGACCAGGAGUAGAACUCCAAGUUGGUCUCAAUCUAACAUUAGAAGUUAAACCCGGGGGAGAUGAGACCUCAAACGAAACCAUUGUUUUUCAAUCUCAUGUUCCACCUGAAGGAGAGACUGAGCCUUCCAGGACUGAUCCCUCUAAAUCUAAAAUCCCUAAAAUGGGUGUUUCAGCCUCAGCAAAGCAAAUCAAGAAAGAUCAGACAUUCUCUGAGCUUUCACAAACUAAAUCAGAAAUGAGUGAACUGAACACAAGUUCCUCUGAACAAAUUAUGACAAAUAUACACACUGCAGAAACAACUGUAACUAGAUCAGUUUAUUCUGCACAAGGGCAAGACUCCUCUGACUCCUCUCCGGAACAAGCCCAAUCAGUAAUAGAAGCCCCCAAAACAACAAGUAAGUCAAAACAAAGUACUUCUAGAACUGUUAAGAAAACACCAGUCAAAACUCAAGCCAAGUCUUUCUCUCAAAGUCAGGGAAAAUCUAUGGUUCCUUCUCCUUCUGAUGGAACAUCUUCUCUAGCCACCAGUCUGAAAAAAGAGUCAUCAUUUAUGGAAUCCAAAUCUAGAAUUCCCGUCAAGGCAAGCAGUGUCAAGCCUGAUUCAAAUGUGAGACGAACUGAAUCUAACCAAGAUAAAAAACUUAAGGUGACUGUAAAAAAGGACACGAGGAGAAAAUCUGAGACAGAUGCAGGUCCCUCUGUGGAAGUCAAAACCAAGUCAGCAUCUUCUAAAGCCAAGAGCUUCUGUGAGGGAGAAUCUACCCAGCCAUCUGCUAAUAAAGAAAAAGGUCGUCCCUGGACUGCUGAGUCAGCAAAAUCGAAAUGCUUCUUAUCCAGAUUGCCAAUCCGGGGUAAAAGUGGUCAGUCGUCUCACUCAGCAACACCUACUAAAGAGAAAGGUGAACCACACAGACAGUCCACUGAGUUCUCUGAGGAGAUACGUGAUGAAGCAGCCAAACUUGUGGCAAGGCUGGCACAGGUGGAGACGGAGAGAGAACAUGAGGACGCGUCUGCCUUAUCAGAUGAUGAAAGCAGUCUCCUUGAUCCAUCCAUGAUAGAAAGAGAAACUUUCCCAGAGCUGCAGUUCCCUCCCUCUGGAGACGUCUUUCCCAUUAGACCACUGUGGGAUGACCCUGUUGAGACACAGAUGCAGCGAAUACCAGACGAUAAAGUCCAAAGUCAAGUAGAUCCACAGGAAGAAGCAGAGAAACAAGAGCAACGGUUUGCCAUUAUAGCUGAUCACCUUGGCUUCAGCUGGACAGAAUUAGCCCGAGAUUUGGGGUUCAGCGAGGAGAAUAUCAACAUGAUAAGAAAUGAUAACCCAAACUCUUUGCAAGACCAAAGCCAUGCCCUUCUAAACCAGUGGGCAAAGAGAGAAGAGCAGCAUGCCACAGCAGAAGGAACCCUUCUGAACAAACUGACAAAGAUCAACCGAAUGGACAUUGUUCAUCUUAUUGAAACUAGUUUAAGCAAAUCCACUCAAGGAGAUACAUCGUCACACACCUAUGCGGAAAUUGAAGAAACUAUAGCUCUAGACUAUAGUGAAGGUUUCACUGCCCUUCAUGAAGACAUGGAUAGUCCACGGCCUGGGAGGCGUAAAGAAACUGCAAGUAGGACUCCAGUUUCAGGGCAACAGGUACCAGUGGUUUCAGCCGAGGAGCUUUCCUCCAGUUUGUCAUCACUUCAAGAGACAACAGGAAGGUCUGACACAAGUGCCAUGGCAGCAAACCUUCCAAGAAACUCACAGAAAGAAAAACUACAAAAAGAUUUAAAAUCCCCUCAAUCAUUACAAGGAAUAUACAAGGGAGAAAAAGACUUAGCACACUCUGGCAUCUAUAGACAAGGGGAUCACCUGCCAGACAUUCCACCACAAACCGUCACAGAAGAGAAGUACACAGAUGAGCAUGGCAACAUGGUUGUCAAGAAAAUCACACGGAAGGUGAUUCGUAAGUACGCAUCACCGGAUGGCCUGGAGACGCAGGAAGUGACGAUGGAGGGAUCCCAGCAGGAGACGGUGCAGAUUGAGGAAGGAAGCGGUUUGUCCCAGGUAGUGAAGAGAACAGUGAUCCACAGUGAAGGAGAACAAAAAGAGCUGACCUGUGGCUCAGCCACAGCAUCAGAGUUUGAGGUGGAGCCUGUUCAGGGACGAAAGGUCAGCAAGGUUGUCAAGACAACGGUGGUGAAAGGGGAGAGGAUGGAGAGGCGGAGAGGAGACCCCUUAUUGUCUGCAGACCUUCCUUCUGCAAGAGAGGACUUUGAGAAGGCAUUGGGUUAUGCUGGUGGCUUUGGGAAAGUGCCUCAUGUGGUAGAGAAAGAGACUUUACAGAGCGAUGGUUCUGUGGUUAAAAGAAGCCGAAUGCAUAAGUCUUGCACCCAGAAAAGGACUGUGGUGAGGGAUGCACAGAGAAAGCACUUGCACCUGGAACGCCUGGAGGACACCCCAGAUGCCCUGGAGCCUGACGCCCUGCAGCAGCACCUGAACGCACUGCUCCAACGCUACUGUCAGGAUGUCCAGGAAGAAGAGCAACAGGAGGAGGAGAGAUCUGACUAAACAGCUUCUUCAACUGAUCCUCACCUAAAAUCUACCACUAAGGAAAUGUGGCUCCUCUGAAACAGAAGGGGUUCUGGUCCUCACUGAUCAUUACAACCAAGAUGUUUUCUUUAGUUUCUGGAUGAUAAGAAAAGCAGAACAACGGAUUCUUGUGCAUUGGCACCUCCUGUGCUUUGAUGGUGACUAAAGAAAGCUCGACUUGUUGCUGGUGUUCCCUGUUUGUCACCAUUUGGCUGAUGUGACAAAAACAGUGAAUCAAAAGAUGAAUCUCAUGGAAAAGCAGGCAAAAUUUGCCAUAUGCAUGAGCUCCUUCUUGGUUAAGAAUUGUAAAGAUUUGUACAUAGAAGAG